Molecule: messenger RNA, 16774 nt
Organism: Coregonus sp. 'balchen'
Lineage: Eukaryota; Metazoa; Chordata; Actinopteri; Salmoniformes; Salmonidae
Source: the annotation of a GenBank genome assembly
AGGAUCCACCAUGUUGAUGACUCUAUCAAACCUGAGAACUGCCUGGGAGAGACAUGGGCCAGACACCGACAGGAGGUCCCUACUGACGCUUAUGGAGACAUCAGGUUUGGUGACCUGGGACAGAAGAUUGGCAAGGUACAAAUUAAAUCUGAAUUUCAGUGAAUUCAUGUUAAGAUGUAUUCAUUGUUGUCUUUUGUGUGUUAAUACAUGUAUAUGUGUCUGUCUGUGUGUCUGUGCCGUUCUGUGUGCUCUCCAGUACGUGCGUGUCUCCUCAGACACUUCUCCAGAACUGCUGUACCAGCUGCUGACAGAACAGUGGAAGCUCCCUCCUCCCAACCUGAUCAUCUCUGUCACCGGCGGGGCCAAGAACUUCUACAUGAAACCUCACCUCACAGCACUGUUCCGCAGGGGCCUCAUCAAAGUGGCACAGACUACAGGUAGAGUACUGACCUGACUACAAGUAACAACAGACUACAGGUAGAGUACUGACCUGACUACAGGUAACAACAGACUACAGGUAGAGUACUGACCUGACUACAGGUAACAACAGACUACAGGUAGAGUACUGACCUGACUACAGGUAACAACAGACUACAGGUGCAGUACUGACCUGACUACAGGUAACAACAGACUACAGGUAGAGUACUGACCUGACUACAGGUAACAACAGACUACAGGUAGUACUGACCUGACUACAGGUAACAACAGACUACAGGUAGAGUACUGACCUGACUACAGGUAACAACAGACUACAGGUAGAGUACUGACCUGACUACAGGUAACAACAGACUACAGGUAGAGUACUGACCUGACUACAGGUAACAACAGACUACAGGUAGAGUACUGACCUGACUACAGGUAACAACAGACUACAGGUAGAGUACUGACCUGACUACAGGUAACAACAGACUACAGGUAGAGUACUGACCUGACUACAGGUAACAACAGACUACAGGUAGAGUACUGACCUGACUACAGGUAACAACAGACACAGGUAGAGUACUGACCUGACUACAGUAACAACAGACUACAGGUAGAGUACUGACCUGACUACAGGUAACAACAGACUACAGGUAGAGUACUGACCUGACUACAGGUAUAACUGACCUGACUACAGUAACAACAGACUACAGGUCGAGUACUGACCUGACUACAGGUAACAACAGACUACAGGUGAGUACUGACCUGACUACAGGUAACAACAGACUACAGGUGCAGUACUGACCUGACUACAGGUAACAACAGACUACAGGUGGAGUACUGACCUGACUACAGGUAACAACAGACUACAGGUGCAGUACUGACCUGACUACAGGUAACAACAGACUACAGGUGACAGUACUGACCUGACUACAGGUAACAACAGACUACAGGUAGAGUACUGACCUGACUACAGGUAACAACAGACUACAGGUAGAGUACUGACCUGACUACAGGUAACAACAGACUACAGGUAGAGUACUGACCUGACUACAGGUAACAACAGACUACAGGUAGAGUACUGACCUGACUACAGGUAACAACAGACUACAGGUAGAGUACUGACCUGACUACAGGUAACAACAGACUACAGGUAGAGUACUGACCUGACUACAGGUAACAACAGACUACAGGUAGAGUACUGACCUGACUACAGGUAACAACAGACUACAGGUUAGAGUACUGACCUGACUACAGGUAACAACAGACUACAGGUAGAGUACUGACCUGACUACAGGUAAACAACAGACUACAGGUGCAGUACUGACCUGACUACAGGUAACAACAGACUACAGGUGGAGUACUGACCUGACUACAGGUAACAACAGACUACAGGUGCAGUACUGACCUGACUACAGGUAACAACAGACUACAGGUGCAGUACUGACCUGACUACAGGUAACAACAGACUACAGAUAGAGUACUGACCUGACUACAGGUAACAACAGACUACAGGUAGAGUACUGACCUGACUACAGGUAACAACAGACUACAGGUAGAGUACUGACCUGACUACAGGUAACAACAGACUACAGGUAGAGUACUGACCUGACUACAGGUAACAACAGACUACAGGUAGAGUACUGACCUGACUACAGGGAACAACAGACUACAGGUGCAGUACUGACCUGACUACAGGUAACAACAGACUACAGGUAGAGUACUGACCUGACUACAGGUAACAACAGACUACAGGUAGGGUACUGACCUGACUACAGGUAACAACAGACUACAGGUAGAGUACUGACCUGACUACAGGUAACAACAGACUACAGGUAGAGUACUGACCUGACUACAGUAACAACAGACUACAGGUAGAGUACUGACCUGACUACAGGUAACAACAGACUACAGGUAGAGUACUGACCUGACUACAGGUAACAACAGACUACAGGUAGAGUACUGACCUGACUACAGGUAACAACAGACUACAGGUAGAGUACUGACCUGACUACAGGUAACAAACAGACUACAGGUAGAGUACUGACCUGACUACAGGUAACAACAGACUACAGGUGCAGUACUGACCUGACUACAGGUAACAACAGACUACAGGUAGAGUACUGACCUGACUACAGGUAACAACAGACUACAGGUGCAGUACUGACCUGACUACAGGUAACAACAGACUACAGGUAGAGUACUGACCUGACUACAGGUAACAACAGACUACAGGUAGAGUACUGACCUGACUACAGGUAACAACAGACUACAGGUGCAGUACUGACCUGACUACAGGUAACAACAGACUACAGGUAGAGUACUGACCUGACUACAGGUAACAACAGACUCGCCUGACUGACUGGCUCCAAACUACAGGUACAAGAUAGGUCCAACAAUAUUGAUCGUAAUUGUAUUUAGUUUAGGGUACAGUAAGCCUCAAAGAAAAGCAGAAACUUCACACUGCUCUUGCUAGUAUCACUUAUUUUAUUCAAGCUUACACGCCUCUACCUCUUGGCCUUCGUCAGAGCUUUUUAUAGGUGCAGUAAGCCUGAUCUGCUUCUCUUCCCCGUGGCAGACUUGUGGUACUGUCCUCUGUUGGUUUUGGGUGGAGAGUGCUGUUGUGUGCAGAAUGUCCCUGGUUUGAGCCCUAUUGUCGGUUGUCAUGGCCUGUUGUCAUGGCCUGUUGUCAUGGCCUAUGGUCUGUUGUCAUGGCCUGUUGUCAUGGCCUAUGGUCUGUUGUCAUGGUCUGUGGUCUAUUGUCAUGGCCUGUUGUCAUGGCCUGUGGUCUGUUGUCAUGGCCUGUGGUCUGUUGUCAUGGCCUGUGGUCUGUUGUCAUGGCCUGUGGUCUGUUGUCAUGGCCUGUGGUAUGUUGGCAUGGCCUGUGGUCUGUUGUCAUGGCCUGUGGUCUGUUGUCAUGGCCUGUGGUCUGUUGUCAUGGCCUGUGGUCUGUUGUCAUGGUCUGUGGUCUAUUGUCAUGGCCUGUUGUCAUGGCCUGUGGUCUGUUGUCAUGGCCUGUGGUAUGUUGUCAUGGCCUGUGGUCUGUUGUCAUGGCCUGUGGUCUGUUGUCAUAGCCUGUGGUCUGUUGGCAUGGCCUGUGAUCUGUUGUCAUGGCCUGUGGUCUGUGGUCUGUUGUCAUGGCCUGUGGUCUGUGGUCUGUUGUCAUGGCCUGUGGUCUGUUGGCAUGGCCUGUGAUCUGUUGUCAUGGCCUGUGGUCUGUGGUCUGUUGUCAUGGCCUGUGGUCUGUGGUCUGUUCAUGAUUAACGACUCAUGGUGUAAUUGUAGUAAUAUACAGGAACUCGAGUCCUUCUGUUCACCCGACCUAGAAUACCUCACAAUCAAAUGCCGACCGUAUUAUCUCCCAAGAGAAUUCUCUUCGGUUAUAGUCCCGGCCGUGUAUAUCCCCCCUCAAGCCGAUACCACGACGGCCCUCAAAGAACUUCACUGGACUUUAUGCAAACCACAUAUCCUGAGGCUGCAUUUAUUGUAGCCGGGGAUUUUAACAAAGCAAAUUUGAGGACUAGGCUGCCGAAGUUCUAUCAACAUAUCGACUGUUGUACACGGGCUGCUAAAAUCCUCUUCCAUUGCUGUUCGAACUUCCGGGAUGGUUAUAAGGCCCUCCCCCGCCCUCCUUUCGGCAAAUCUGACCACGUCUCCAUUUUGUUCCUCCCUUCCUAUAGGCAGAAACUCAAACAGGAAGUACCCAUGCUAAGGACUAUUCAACGCUGGUCUGACCAAUCGGAAUCCACGCUUCAAGAUUGUUUUGAUCACGCGGACUGGGAUAUGUUCCGGGUAGUUUCUGAAAAUAAUUUAGACAUAUACACUGAAACGGUGACUGAGUUUAUCAGGAAGUGUAUAGGUGAUGUUGUGCCCACUGUGACUAUUAAAAUCUACCCUAACCAGAAACCGUGGACAGAUGGCAGCAUUCACACAAAACUGAAAGCGCGAACCACCGCAUUCAACCAUGGCAAGGUGACUGGGAAUAUGGCAGAAUACAAACAGUGUAGCUAUUCCCUCCUUAAGGCAAUUAAACUGGCAAGACAUCAGUAUAGAGACAAAGUGGAGUCGCAAUUCAACGGCUCAGACACGAGACGUAUGUGGCAGGGUCUACAGACAAUCACGGACUACAAAAAGAAAACCAGCCACGUCGCCGACACCGACGUCUCGCUUCCAGACAAGCUAAAUACCUUCUUCCCCCGCUUUGAGGAUAACACAGUGCCACCGACGAGGCCCACUACCAAGGACUGUGGCCUCUCCUUCUCCAUGGCCGACGUGAUUAAGACAUUUAAGCAUGUUAACCCUCGCAAGGCUGCCGGCCCAGAUGGCAUCCCUAGCCGCGUCCUCAGAGCAUGCGCAGACCAGCUGGCUGGUGUGUUUACGGACAUAUUCAAUCUCUCCCUUUCCCAGUCUGCUGUUCCCACAUGCUUCAAGAUGGCCACCAUUGUUCCUGUACCCAAGAAAGCAAAGGUAACUGAACUAAAUGACUAUCGCCCUGUAGCACUCACCUCAUCAUGAAGUGCUUUGAGAGAUUAGUCAAGGAUCAUAUCACCUCUACCUUACCUGUCAACCUAGACCCACUCCAAUUUGCAUACCGCCCCAAUCGAUCCACAGACGAUGCAAUCGCCAUCACACUGCCCACUGCCCUAUCCCAUCUGGACAAGAGGAAUACCUAUGUAAGAAUGCUGCUCAUUGACUAUAGCUCAGCAUUCAACACCAUAGUACCCUCCAAGCUCAUCAUUAAGCUCGAGGCCCUGGGUCUGAACCCCGACCUGUGCAACUGGGUCCUGGACUUCCUGACGGGCCGCCCCCAGGUGGUGAAGGUAGGAAACAACAUCUCCACUUCGCUGAUCCUCAACACUGGGGCCCCACAAGGGUGCGUGCUCAGCCCCCUCCUGUACUCCCUGUUCACCCAUGACUGCGUGGCCAUGCACGCCUCCAACUCAAUCAUCAAGUUAGCAGACGACACAACAGUCGUAGGCCUGAUUACCAACAAUGACGAGACAGCCUACAGGGAGGAGGUGAGGGCUCUGGGAGUGUGGUGCCAGGAAAUAACCUCUCACUCAACAUUAACAAAACAAAGAAGAUAAUCGUGGAUUUCAGGAAACAGCAGAGGGUGCACUCCCCUAUCCACAUCGACGUGACCGUAGUGGAGAAGGUGGAAAGCUUCAAGUUCCUUGGCGUACACGUCACUGACAAACUGAAAUGGUCCACCCACACAGACAGUGUGGUGAAGAAGGCGCAACAGAGCCUCUUCAACCUCAGGAGGCUGAAGAAAUUCGGCUUAGCACCUAAAACCAUCACAAACUUAUACAGAUGCACAAUUGAGAGCAUCUUGUCGGGCUGUAUCACCGCUUGGUACGGCAACUGCACCGCCCGCAACCACAGGGCUCUCCAGAGGGUGGUGCGGUCUGCCCAACGCAUUACCGGGGGCAAACUACCCGCCCUCCAAGACACAUACAGCACCCGAUGUCACAGGAAGGCCAAAAAGAUAAUCAAGGACAUCAACCACCCGAGCCACUGCCUGUUCACCCCGCUAUCAUCCAGAAGGCGAGGUCAGUACAGGUGCAUCAAAGCUGGGACCGAGAGAAUGAAAAACAGCUUCUAUCUCAAGGCCAUCAGACUGUUAAAUAGCCAUCACUAGCACAUUAGAGGCUGCUGCUGCCUAUUGAAAUCACUGGCCACUUUAAGAAAUGGAACACUAGUCACUUUAAUAAUGUUUCCAUAUCUUGCACUACUCAUCUCAUAUGUAUAUACUGUAUUCUAUUCUAUAAUAUUCUACUGUAUCUUAGUCCAUGCCGCUCUGUCAUUGCUUGUCCAUAUAUGUAUAUAUUCUUAAAUUCCAUUCCUUACUUAGAGUUGUGUGUAUUGGGUAUAUGUUGUGAAAUUGUUAGAUAUUACUUGUUAGAUAUUACUGCACUGUCGGAGCUAGAAGCACAAGCAUUUCGCUACACCCGCUAUAACAUCUGCUAAACACGUGUAUGUGACAAAUACAAUUUGAUUUGAUUUGUUGUCAUGGCCUGUGGUCUGUGGUCUGUGGUCUGUUGUCAUGGCCUGUGGUCUGUUGUCAUGUCCUGUUGUCAUGGCCUGUUGUCAUGGCCUGUGGUCUGUUGUCAUGGCCUGUUGUCAUGGCCUGUGGUCUGUUGUCAUGGCCUGUUGUCAUGGCCUGUGGUCUGUUGUCAUGGCCUGUUGUCAUGGCCUGUGGUCUGUUGUCAUGGCCUGUUGUCAUGGCCUGUGGUCUGUUGUCAUGUCCUGUUGUCAUGGCCUGUGGUCUGUGCAGGAGCAUGGUUAACCUGUAACUUGUUAACCUGUGUUCAUUAUAGGUGCCUGGAUCAUUACAGGUGGCACACAUGCAGGUGUGAUGAAGCAUGUAGGCCAGGCGGUGAGGGAUUACAUCCUCAGCAGUGACUCUAUGGCGGGGCAAAUAGUGGCCAUUGGAGUGGCGACCUGGGGAGCCAUACACAACAGAAGAACCCUGGUACACCCUGAGGUAAGGACUGGAGAGAGAGAGAGAGAGAGAGAGAGAGAGAGAGAGAGAGAGAGAGAGAGUUAUAGAGCCGAGAUAUGAACUGAAGAGAGAGAGAGAGAGUUAUACAGCUGAGAUGCAGUGCAUUUGGAAAGUUAUUCAGAACACUUCCCUUUUUCCAAAUGUUGUUACGUUACAGACUUAUUCAAAAAUGGAUUAAAAAUAAAAAAAUCCUCAUCAAUCUACACACAAUAAUGACAAAGCGAAAACAGGUUUAUAUAAAUUUUUGCACAUUUAUUAAAAUGAAAUACCUUAUUUACAUAACUAUUCAGACCCUUUGCUAUGAGACUUGAAAUUGAGCAGGUGCAUCCUGUUUCCAUUGAUAUUUUAUUUAUUUAUUAUUAUUUUAUUUUUUAGUCAUUUAGCAGACGCUCUUAUCCAGAGCGACUUACAGUUAGUGAGUGCAUACAUUAUUUUUUUAUUUUUCAUACUGGCCCCCCGUGGGAAUCGAACCCACAACCCUGGCAUUGCAAACGCCAUGCUCUACCAACUGAGCUACAUCCCUGCCGGCCAUUCCCUCCCCUACCCUGGACGAUGCUGUGCCAAUUGUGCGCCGCCCCAUGAGCAUUCAUCCUUGAGAUGUUUCUAAAACUUGAUUGGAAUCCACCUGUGGUAAAUUCAAUUGAUUGGACAUGAUUUGGAAAGGCACACACCUGUCUAUAUAAGGUCCCACAGUUGACAGUGCAUGUCAGAGCAAAAACCAAGCCAUGAGGUGGAAGGAAUUGUCCGUAGAGCUCCGAGACAGGAUUGUGUCGAGGCACAGAUCUGGGGAAGGGUACCAAAACAUUUCUGCAGCAUUGAAGGUCCCCAAGAACACAGUGGCCUCCAUCAUUCUUAAGUGGAAGAAGUUUGGAACCACCAAGACUCUUCCUAGAGCUGGCCGCCUGGCCAAACUGAGCAAUCAGGGGAGAAGGGCCUUGGUCAGGGAGGUGACCAAGAACCCGAUGGUCACUCUGACAGAGCUCCAGAGUUUCCUAUGUGGAGAUGGGAGAACCUUCCAGAAGGACAGCCAUCUCUGCAGCACUCCACCAAUCAGGCCUUUAUGGUAGAGUGGCCAGACGUAAGCCACUCCUCAGUAAAAGGCAUAUGACAGCCCGCUUGGAGUUUGCCAAAAUGCACCUAAAGGACUCAGACCAUGAGAAACAAGAUUCUCUGGUCUGAUGAAACCAAGAUUGAACUCUUUGGCCUGAAUGCCAAGCGUCACAUCUGGAGGAAACCUGGCACCAUCCCUAUGGCGAACCAUGGUGGUGGCAGCAUCAUGCUGUGGGGAUGUUUUUCAGCGGCAGGGACUGGGAGACUAGUCAGGAUCAAGGGAAAGAUGACGGAGCAAAGUACAGAGAGAUCUUUGAUGAAAACCUGCACCAGAGCGCUCAGGACCUCAGACUGGGUCAAAGGUUCACCUUCCAACAGGAACAACCCUAAGCACACAACCAAGACAACGCAUGAGUGGCUUCGGGACAAGUCUCUGAAUGUCCUUGAGUGGCCCAGCCAGAGCUCGGACUUGAACCCGAUCGAACAUCUCUGGAGAGACCUGAAAAUAGCUGUGCAGAGACGCUCCCCAUCCAACCUGACAGAGCUUGAGAGGAUCUGCAGAGAAGAAUGGGAGAAUCUCCCCAAAUGCAGGUGUGACAAGCUUGUAGCGUCAUACCCAAGAAGACUUGAGGCUGUAAUCGCUGCCAAAGGUGCUUCAACAAAGUACUGAGUAAAGUGUCUGAAUAUUUAUGUAAAUGUGAUAUUUCAGUUUUUUAUUUUUAAUACAUUUGCAGAAAUGUAUAAAAACCUGUUUUUGCUUUGUCAUUAUGGGGUAUUGUGUGUAGAUUGAUGAGGGAAAAAAACAAUUUAAUCAAUUUUUGAAGAAGGCUGUAACGUAACAAAAUGUGGAAAAAGUCAAGGGGUCUGAAUACAUUCCGAAUGCACUGUAUCUCAACAGAGAAAAAUGUCCUGUGUGCUACCUAUAUCCCCCCACUAGAAUCCCCAUACUUUAAUGAAGACAGCUUCUCCAUCCUGGAGUGGGAAAUCAAUAAUUUCCAGGCCCAGGGACAUGUACUAGUCUGUGGCGAUCUAAAUGCCAGAACUGGAUAAGAACCUGACACCCUCAGCACACAGGGGGACAAACAUCUACCUGGAGGUGACAGCAUUCCCUCCCCAUAUGCCCCCCUAGGCACAACUAUGACAACAUAACCAACCAAAACUGGUCACAACUCCUGCAGCUCUGUCGCACGCUGGGUCUGUACAUAGUCAAUGGUUGUCUUCGAGGGGACUCCUACGGUAGGUACACCUAUAGCUCAUCUCUUGGCAGUAGUACUGUAGACUACUUUAUCACUGACCUCAACCCAGAGUCUCUCAGAGCGUUCACAGUCAGCCCACUGACACCCCUAUCAGACCACAGCAAAAUCACAGUCUACUUGAACAGAGCAAUACUCAAUCAUGAGGCAUCAAAGCCAAAGGAACUGAAUAAUAUUAAGAAAUGCUAUAGAUGGAAGGAAGGUAGUGUGGAAACCUACUGAAAAACAAUUAGGCAACAACAAAUUCAAUUACUUUUAGACAACUUCCUGGACAAAAUGUUUCACAGUAAUGGUGAAGGUGUAAAGUUGGCAGUAGAAAACCUAAACAGUAUAUUCGACCUCUCAGCUUCCCUAUCAAAUCUUCAACAUUUCAAGCAGACAACCUAAGAAAAUUAACAACAAUGACAAAUGGUUUGAUGAAGAAUGUAAAAACCUAAGAAAGAAAUUGAGAAACCUAUCCAACCAAAAACACAGAGACCCAGAAAACCUGAGCCUUCACUAUGGUGAAUCACUAAAGCAAUACAGAAAUAUACUACGGAAAAAGGAGGAACAGCAUGUCAGAAAUCAGCUCAAUGUAAUUGAAGAAUCCAUAGAAUCUAAUCAAAUCAAAAUAUACAGUAUGUAUCCAAAUCGGAAAUAUAUAGAUAAACCACUUCUCCAAUCUGUUUUGCUCUAUAAUAAAGAACAAACAGCAAAAACAUAUACAUGAUCAAAUACAAAUCUUAGAAUCAACUAUUAAAGACUACCAGAACCCACUGGAUUCUCCAAUUACAUUGGAUGAACUACAGGACAAAAUACAAACCCUCCAACCCAAAAAGGCCUGUGGUUGCGAUGGUAUCAUCAAUGAAAUGAUCAAAUAUACAGAUCACAAAUUCCAAUUGGCUAUACUUCAACUCUUUAACAUCAUCCUCAGCUCUGGCAUCUUCCCCAAUAUUUGGAACCAAGGACUGAUCACCCCAAUCCACAAAAGUGGAGACAAAUUUGACCCCAAUAACUACCAUGGGAUAUGCGUCAACAGCAACCUUGGGAAAAUCCUCUGCAAUAUCAUUAACAGCAGACUGGUACAUUUCCUCAGUGAAAACAAUGUACUGAGCAAAUGUCAAAUCGGCUUUUUACCAAAUUACCAUACAACAGACCACGUAUUCACCCUGCACACCCUAAUUGACAAACAAACAAACCAAAACAAAGGCAAAGUCUUCUCAUGCUUUGUUGAUUUCAAAAGAGCUUUUGACUCAAUUUGGCAUGAGGGUCUUCUAUACAAAUUGAUGGAAAGUGGUCUUGGGGGAAAAACAUAUGAGAUUAUAAAAUCCAUGUACACAAAAAACAAUUGUGUGGAUAAAAUUGGCAACAAACAAACACAUUUCUUUUCACAGGGCCGGGGGGUGAGACAGGGAUGCAGCUUGAGCCCCACCCUCUUCAAUAUCAACGGAUUGGCGAGGGCACUAGAACAUUCUGCAGCACCCGGCCUCACCCUACUAGAAUCUGAAGUCAUAUGUCUACUGUUUGCUGAUGAUCUGGUGCUUCUGUCACCAACCAAGGAGGGCCUACAGCAGCACCUAGAUCUUUUGCACAGAUUCUGUCAGACCUGGGCCCUGACAGUAAAUCUCCGUAAGACAAAAAUAAUGGUGUUCCAAAAAAAGUCAAGUUGCCAGGACCACAAAUACAAAUUCCAUCUAAACACCGUUGCCCUAGAGCACACAAAAAUACAUACCUCGGCCUAAACAUCAGCGACACAGGAAACUUCUACAAAGCUGUGAACGAUCCGAGAGACAAGGCAAGAAGGGCCUUCUAUGCCAUCAAAAGGAACAUAAAAAUUGACAUACCAAUUAGGUCUGGCUAAAAAUUAUUGAAUCAGUUAUAGAACCCAUUGCUCUUUAUGGUUGUGAGGUCUGGGAUCCGCUCACCAACCAAAAAUCCACAAAAUGGGACAAACACCAAAUAGAGACUGCAUGCAGAAUUCUGCAAAAAUAUCCUCAGUGUACAACGUAAAAUACCAAAUAAUGCAUGCAGAGCAGAAUUAGGCCGAUACGUGCUAAUGAUCAAAAUCCAGAAAAGAGCCAUUAAAUUCUACAACCACCUAAAAGGAAGUGAUUCCCAAACCUUCCAUAACAAAGCCAUCACCUACAGAGAGAUGAACCUGGAGAAGAGUCCCCUAAGCAAGCUGGUCCUGGGACUCUGUUCACAAACACAAACAGACCCCACAGAGCCCCAGGACAACAACACAAUUAGACCCAUGAGAAAACAAAAAUAUAAUUACUUGACACAUUGGAAAGAAUGUACGAAAAAACAGAGCAAACUAGAAUGCAAUUUGGCCCUAAACAGAGAGUACACAGUGGCAGAAUACCUGACCACUGUGACUGACCCAAAAAUUAAGGAAAGCUUUGACUAUGUACAGACUCAGUAAGCAUAGCCUUGCUAUUGAGAAAGGCCGCCGUAGGUAGACCUGGCGCUCAAGAGAAGACAGGCUAUGUGCACACUGCCCUGAAAAUGAGGUGGAAACUGAGCUGCACUUCCUAUCCUCCUGCCAAAUGUAUGACCAUAUUAGAGACACAUCUUUUGCUCAGAUUACACAGAGCCAAAUAUUAUUCGAAAAUAAAUCCAAUUUUGAUAAACUCCCAUAUCUACUGGGUGAAAUACCACAGUGUGCAAUCACAGCAGCAAGAUUUGUGACCUGUUGCCACAAGAAAAGGGCAACCAGUGAAGAACAAACACCAUUGUAAAUACAACCCAUAUUUAUGUUAAUUUAUUUUCCCAUUUGUACUUUAACUAUUUGCACAUUGUUACAACACUGUAUAUAUACAUAAUAUGACAUUUAAAAUGUCUUUAUUCUUUUGGAACUUCUGAGUGUAAUGUUUACUGUUAAUAUUUAUUGUUUAUUUCACUUUUGUUUACUAUCUACUUCACUUGCUUUGGCAAUGUUAACAUACGUUUCCCAUGCCAAUAAAACCCUUAAAUUGAAAUUGAAUUGAAUUCAGAGAGUUAUAGAGCUGAGAUAUGAACUGAGGAGAGAGAGAGAGUUAUACAGCUGAGAUAUGAACUGAAGAGAGAGAGUUAUGGAGCUGAGAUAUGAACUGAAGAAAGAGAGAGAGAGAGUUAUAGAGCCGAGAUAUGAACUGAAGAAUUAUAGAGCUUCUCCCAAAUCACUCUCUACCCUUCCUUUAGGUCCUAACCCUAACCCUAACCCUUCCUUUAGGUCCUAACCCUAACCCUAACCCUAACCCUAACCCUUCCUUUAGGUCCUAACCCUAACCCUAACCCUUCCUUUAGGUCCUAACCCUAACCCUAACCCUUCCUUUAGGUCCUAACCCUAACCCUAACCCUUCCUUUAGGUCCUAACCCUAACCCUAACCCUUCCUUUAGGUCCUAACCCUAACCCUUCCUUUAGGUCCUAACCCUAACCCUAACCCUUCCUUUAGGUCCUAACCCUAACCCUAACCCUUCCUUUAGGUCCUAACCCUAACCCUAACCCUUCCUUUAGGCUAACCUAACCCUAACCCUUCCUUUAGGUCCUAACCUACCUCUAGGUCACCCUAACCUACCCUUCCUUUAGGUCCUAACCCUAACCCUACCUUCCUUUAGGUCCUAACCCUAACCCUAACCCUUCCUUUAGGUCCUAACCCAACCCUAACCCUAACCUUCUAGCCCUAACCCUAACCCUAACCCUUCCUUUAGGUCCUAACCCUAACCCUAACCCUUCCUUUAGGUCCUACCAACCCUAACCUUCCUUAGUCCUAACCCUAACCCUACCCUAACCCUUCCUUUAGGUCCUAACCCUAACCCUAACCCUUCCUUUAGGCCUAACCCUAACCCUAACCCUUCCUUUAGGUCCUAACCCUAACCCCUAACCCUUCCUUUAGGUCCUAACCCUAACCUAACCUUCCUUUAGGUCCUAACCCUAACCCUAACCCUUCCUUUAGGUCCUAACCCUAACCCUAACCCUACUCCUUUAGGUCCUAACCCUAACCCUAACCCUUCCUUUAGGUCCUAACCCUAACCCUCAGUCCUACCUAACCUUCCUUUAGGUCCUAACCCUAAACCCUAACCCUUCCUUUAGGUCCUAACCAACUAACCCUUCCUUUAGGUCCACCUAACCACCUCCUUUAGUCCUACCCUAACCCUUCCUUUAGGUCCUAACCCUAACCCUAACCCUUCCUUUAGGUCCUAACCCUAACCACCUAACCCUAACCUCCUUAGGUCCUAACCCUAACCCUACCUUCCUUUAGGUCCUAACCCUAACCCUACACCCUUCCUUUAGGUCUAACCCUAACCCUAACCCUUCCUUUAGGUCCUAACCCUAACCCUAACCCUUCCUUUAGGCCUAACCCUAACCCUUCCUUUAGGUCCUAACCCACCCCUAACCCUAACCCUUCCUUUAGGUCCUAACCCUAACACCCUCUUAGGUCUAACCCUAACCUAACCUUCCUUUAGGUCUACCCUAACCCUAACCCUUCCUUUAGGUCCUAACCACCCUAACCCUAACCCUUCCUUUAGGUCCUAACCCUAACCCUAACCCUUCCUUUAGGUCCUAACCCUAACCCUAACCUUCCUUUAGGUCUAACCCUAACCCUAACCCUUCCUUUAGGUCCUAACCCUAACCCUAACCCUUCCUUUAGGUCCUAACCCUAACCCUAACCCUUCCUUUAGUUCCUAAUUCCUACUUCCUUUAGGCCUCCUUAUCCAAGCACUUACCCAGGACCUUUUAGGGUCUAACCUCCUCCUAAGCACUUCCUAGUCCAUACUAACCCUAAUCCACUUACCUUAGGUCUCACCAUACCUGAACCUUCCUUUAGGCCCAACUACCUAACUUCCUUUUUUUACUCUUUUUAGGGGUCCUAACCGAACUAACCCUACCCGUUAUCCUUAAGAUGGGUUUAAAUGUCCGCAGGUUAUAGACCUCCCUUCUAGGUCGUGACAGAGCUGUUCCACCUUGCUGCCAGAGCAGCGAACAGCUUUGACUGGGCUGAGCGGGAACUAUACUUCCGCAGAGGAAGGGGAGCCAGCAGGCCAGAGGUGGAUGAACGCAAUGCCCUCGCCUGGGUGUAGGGACUGAUCAGAGCCUGAAGGUACGGAGGUGCCGUUCCCCUCACUGCUCCAUAGGCAAGCACCAUGGUCUUGUAACGGAUGCGAGCUUCAACUGGAAGCCAGUGGAGUGUGCGGAGGAGGGGGGUGACGUGAGAGAACUUGGGAAGGUUGAACACCAGACGGGCUGCGGCAUUCUGGAUGAGUUGUAGGGGUUUAAUGGCACAGGCAGGGAGCCCAGCCAACAGCGAGUUGCAGUAAUCCAGACGGGAGAUGACAAGUGCCUGGAUUAGGACCUGUGCCGCUUCCUGUGUAAGGCAGGGUCGUACUCUCCGAAUGUUGUAGAGCAUGAACCUGCAGGAUCGGGUCACCGCCUUGAUGUUGGCGGAGAACGACAGGGUGUUGUCCAGGGUCACGCCAAGGCUCUUCGCACUCUGGGAGGAGGACACAACGGAGUUGUCAACCGUGAUGGCGAGAUCAUGGAACGGGCAGUCCUUCCCCGGGAGGAAGAGCAGCUCCGUCUUGCCAGGGUUCAGCUUGAGGUGGUGAUCCGUCAUCCAUACUGAUAUGUCGGCCAGACAUGCAGAGAUGCGAUUCGCCACCUGGUUAUCAGAAGGGGGAAAGGAGAAGAUUAGUUGUGUAUCGUCAGCGUAGCAAUGAUAGGAGAGGCCAUGUGAGGAUAUGACAGAGCCAAGUGACUUGGUGUAUAGGGAGAAAAGGAGAGGGCCUAGAACUGAGCCCUGGGGGACACCAGUGGUGAGAGCACGUGGUGCGGAGACAGCUUCUCGCCACGCCACUUGGUAGGAGCGACCGGUCAGGUAGGACGCAAUCCAGGAGUGAGCCGCGCCGGAGAUGCCCAGCUCGGAGAGGGUGGAGAGGAGGAUCUGAUGGUUCACUGUAUCAAAGGCAGCAGACAGGUCUAGAAGGACAAGAGCAGAGGAGAGAGAGUUAGCUUUAGCAGUGCGGAGAGCCUCCGUGACACAGAGAAGAGCAGUCUCAGUUGAAUGACCAGUCCUGAAACCUGACUGGUUUGGAUCAAGAAGGUCAUUCUGAGAGAGAUAGCAAGAGAGUUGGCUAAAGACGGCACGCUCAAUAGUUUUGGAAAGAAAAGAAAGAAGGGAUACUGGUCUGUAGUUGUUGACAUCAGUGGGAUCGAGUGUUGGUUUUUUGAGAAGGGGUGCAACUCUCGCUCUCUUGAAGACGGAAGGGACAUGGCCAGCGGUCAAGGAUGAGUUGAUCAGCGAGGUGAGGUAGGGGAGAAGGUCACCGGAGAUGGUCUGGAGAAGAGAGGAGGGGAUGGGGUCAAGCGGGCAGGUUGUUGGGCGGCCUGCAGUCACUAGUCGCAAGAUUUUAUCUGGAGAGAGAGGGGAGAAAGAAGUCAAAGCAUAGGGUAGGGCAGUGUGAGCAGGACCAGCAGUGUCAUUAGACUUAACAAACGAGGAUCGGAUGUCGUCAACCUUCUUUUCAAAGUGGUUGACAAAGUCAUCCACAGAGAGGGAGGGGGGGGGGGGGGGGGGGGGAUUCAGCAGUGAGGAGAAUGUGGCAAAGAGCUUCCUAGGGUUAGAGGCAGAUGCUUGGAAUUUAGAGUGGUAGAAAGUGGCCUCUAAGGUCCUAACCCUAACCCUAACCCUUCCUUUAGGCCCUAACCCUAACCCUAACCCUAACCCUAACCCUUCCUUUAGGUCCCAACCCUAACCCUAACCCUAACCCUUCCUUUAGGCCCUAACCCUAACCCUAACCCUUCCUUUAGGUCCUAACCCUAACCCUUCCUUUAGGUCCUAACCCUAACCCUAACCCUAACCCUUCCUUUAGGUCCUAACCCUAACCCUAACCCUUCCUUUAGGUCCUAACCCUAACCCUUCCUUUAGGUCCUAACCCUAACCCUAACCCUUCUUUUAGGUCCUAACCCUAACCCUAACCCUUCCUUUAGGUCCUAACCCUAACCCUAACCCUAACCCUUCCUUUAGGUCCUAACCCUAACCCUAACCCUUCCUUUAGGUCCUAACCCUAACCCUAACCCUUCCUUUAGGUCCUAACCCUAACCCUAACCCUUCCUUAAGGUCCUAACCCUAACCCUAACCCUUCCUUUAGGUCCUAACCCUAACCCUAACCCUUCCUUAAGGGCCUAACCCUAACCCUUCCUUUAGGCCGUAACCCUUCGAUUGUUAGAGCCUCACACACAAUAUGUUGGAAUCUCCACCACUACACUACUUAUCCAGAGGACAGGGUAGACGCACUGUCUGAGACAAGCUCUGUCUCCCUCUAACCCUCCUCCUUUCCUCAGGGGCGGUUCCCUGUAACACCUCCCUACCUAACCCUAACCCCAAAACUCUACUGUGCUGUCCAGGGGCGGUUCCCAGCCCACUACUCCCUGGACAUGCAGUCCCAGGGUAACCUCUCCUGUCUGGAUAACAACCACUCCCACUUCUUACUGGUGGAUGAUGGAACACACGGAUGCUACGGCGUCGAGGUUGAACUACGCUCCCGACUAGAGAGACUCAUCUCCCAGCAGCCUCUGGGAAACAGA